GCCAGGCGGGCGGCACACGCGUCGACCGCCGCGUGUUCAGUAAACACGGGACUUGUUGUGACAGUUUCAAUUAGGAAAUACAUAACACUGAUUUCCUCAGAAAACAACUGAAUAUUUACAGAAAUAACUUACUGUAACAUCGCAAGAAUAAUGUGGGCCGAUAUUACUUCAUCAGCGUACUGAGACAAUUUGUGAACAAAAACAGUGAGCAACUAAGACAGUGAUUCGUGAGUAAUGAACCUAGUGAACUGAAAGGUUUGUAACCAAAAACAAGAGAAGAAAAAAAGUGCAGAAAUCAUGAAAAAAGUGUCUGGCCGCAAAAAAUGUGACGUGUGAACUAUUUAAAAAGAAAUUGGACGUUAAACAUGGCGCAGUGGGUCUGGUUGGCGGCGCUGCUGUGCGGCUCUCAAGCGGCGGUGCUGCCGCCACCCUGGGCGGACGUCAGGAGAAACCCGUGCGCUGCCCAUCCAAGGGGCUGGCUCAUGCUGUACUGGCCGACUGAUGGCAAAUGCUACACUAUUUAUAAGAAAGGCCACCCUUGCCCAGACACCCAAGAGCUGAGCCCUGGCCGGUGGGGCGGGAGAACAGUGGCUGAGUGCAAGUGUCCCCCCGGCACUGCCCAGCUGCCCCACACCACCACCUGCCACAAACUCUUCGAGCGCGGUCCCUGCAGGCCUGGAGAGUACUUCGCGCCGGUCGAGGAGUCCUUCAACAAGAGAGGCGAACGACAGGGCAUGUGCGUGCGGCCGCAGCAGUGCGCUGACGAGACCUUGCUCUACUGGCCCGCGGAUGGCCGAUGUUACUACAAGAUGACGCAGGGCCCUUGCUACCCUGGGGCCUUGCUGGACGUAGGCGAGGAUGGCCUUGCUAAUUGCACGUGUGCAAUCGACGGCCCGAACUACUGGGCCCCAGACGGGGGCUGCUACGCGCACUACACGCGGGGCCCGUGCGAGAAGGGGCAGCUCUUCCUGCCAGGAGCUAAAUGCGGCUGCGAGCCCCACCUGCCGCAGUACGAUAAUGGGACGAAUGCCUGCUAUGAAUUGGACACCAUCGGCCCGUGUCCCAAAGGUCACCUGUUCUCCGUAACCGAGGUGACGCAGCGAGGGUCUAAGGCGGAGUGCAAGUGCAAGUCGUUUCACGCGAGAGCUGCCGAUGGGGCUUGCUACAGGCUUUAUACACGGGGGCCGUGUGCGACUGAUGAAAUGAUCGCUAGGGGAGGCAGGUGCACUAAGGUGCCCUGCGCUCGCGGCCGCCUCUACGUGCCCGAGCGCCGGCGCUGCUACCGCCCAGGCACCGCCGAGCCGUGUCCCGUGGGCGAGGUGGUCGCGUUCGACUUCGACGCCAGGCCGGCCCUGGACGGACUCAGCCAUAACGGCGUCUGUGCUUGCGGGAGCGGCGCUUGUACUAGGAGAGAGGUGGAAGCCUGCAGUUCCCGCCGCUGGACGGUGCCAUACGAGGGCGUGUGCCACAUCCUACACACGCAGGGGCCUUGCAGCCCGGGAUCCUGGCUCGUCCGGGACCACAACCGGGCCCGCUGCCAGUGCCGCCCCGGGACCGACCCGCGGGACUGUCAGGACAAGAGCUGACGAACGGGGAAUGUAGAUGAUAGUGAAAUGAUCUCGAGUUUGGGGCCAGUUGUGGAUUGAGCUAUCAGAUACAAUAAAUCUGGAGACAAUGAAAGUGGCUGAAAGAAUUUCAAACCUCGGUCAGUUGACUGGAAAAAGGGUGACGUCAAAUAACCGUAUUUCCAUUUUCAAAUAAUGGGAAUCCAUAGAUUUUUUUGCUGUAAAAUAGCAUCUAUUUCAACCAUUUAAAUCUAUUACAAUGUUUAACUUGACGAGCUAUGGUCUGUACAACGAGAUGGCCCUCUUACAGUAGCAUUAGCUAGCCGUAGAACUUGUUUUAGAACUUGGCGACAGAGUUAAGCGGUAACAAACGUCUGGUGUUUUGGUUCUGUUUCGAAAAUCUGCCGCCUCCUGUUAGUUGGACUGAAGUAAUCAAUGUAAUCAUCAUCAGAUGAUGGUCAAAGUGAACGGUAUUAUCCUUUAAUUUAUUUUAGCGUUGAUAAGACUAUGAAAAUGAAUGUGCGCGUAUUUUUAUACAUAUUUCGUUGUGGAAAAGAUUCAAAGGUUUUCUCAUUGCUGGUUUAUUUUCUGGAUUUGUCUGUAGGCAAUGUAACAUUUACAAAAUUUAAGCAUUUACGAGUACCAAUAAGUACGAGUAGUUACAUAACGAGGUACUGAAGUGAAGAUGAAAUUAGGUAUGUAUGCCAAAUUCGAAUCGAAUUUGGAGACAAUUAUGUCACAUUGUCUACAGGCAUAACAUCAAUAUAGGAUUCAAAGUUAUGU
Ostrinia furnacalis (Asian corn borer) is the source of this 2348-nucleotide messenger RNA. RefSeq lists its product as uncharacterized. Lineage: Eukaryota; Metazoa; Arthropoda; Insecta; Lepidoptera; Crambidae. The coding region runs from base 366 to 1586 and encodes 406 amino acids. The transcript has 9 exons. The record is from RefSeq and is a predicted model, not a curated record.